CCGGAGGACGGGAGGGGCUGGGGCCGGGACCCGGGAAUCCUAAUUUUUCCAGUCCCUCUACCCCGCAGAUGGGUGAGGAAAAGGUCCAGGGCGGAAAUCGAGAGCCCCCAGCCACCAGGCGGCCCCCACCGCGCGAACGAUUGCUCUGGAAGAGCCUUCCGUGCGCCCCCAAUCCCCAGUGCAGCGGCGCCCGGAGGCGGUCGGCGGGCGGGGCUCGGGGCCUUCCCCGCGCGAGGGGACUCCGGGGGCGCCGGGCGCGGCGCGGGGGCCCGCGGCGGCACAAAGAGGCCCGGCCGCGGCACUUUUGAAAAGAGCGAGGAAGUUGAUCUGGGCCGGGGCCCAAGGAGUGACGAGGAGGGAGGGAGGGCGGGCGCGCGGGGCCGGGGGCGGCCGCAGCCCUCGCCUCGCCGGCCUCCACGGGAAGCGCGGCGGCGGCAUGGGCGGCGGGGCGCGGCGCCCCCAGGCUGCGACCCCGCGGACCCUCCUCUCGGCGCACCGCCUCCGCAGCCGGGGCUCCGGCGUGACUCCGGCACCGAGCCCCACUCCCGCGGGCGGCGCGUAGGGCGGCAAUCGAUCCGUGCCCUCCCGGGACCCGCCGGCUUCAGCCCGGGUCGCACGGCCGCCGAGCCGCCUCCGGCGGGGCCCUCCCGAGGCCCCGGAGCGGGGACCAUGAAAGUGAGGUCGGCCGCUGGCGACGGAGAUGCGCUGUGUGUUACAGAAGAGGAACUGGCAGCUGAGGACGACGAGGACAUGCCGUCCUUCCCGUGCACACAGGAGGGCCGGCCGGGGCCCCGCUGCAGCCGCUGCCAGAAGAACCUGUCUUUGCACACAUCGGUGCGGAUCCUUUACCUCUUUCUGGCCUUCCUCCUGGUGUCUGUGGCCGUGCUGGCCUCUCUGGUUUUCAGGAAAGUGGACUCUCUCUCAGAAGACAUCUCCCUGGCCCAGGCCCUUUAUGACAAGAAGCUUGUGUCUAUGCAGGAAAAUCUCCAAGGGCUGGAGCUGAAAGCCCCGAACAACUGCUCUUUCUGCCAUGAGGCUGGGCAGCUGGGGCAAGAGAUCAGAAAGCUGCAGGCGGAGCUGGAGGGAAUUCAGAAGAUGCUUCUGGCUCAGGAGGUCCAGCUGGACCAGACCUCUCAGACCCACGAACUGCUCUCCACCACCAGCGGUCAGAUCUCCCAGGAGAUGGGCAAUUGCUCCUUCUCCGUCCACCAGAUCAACCAGUCUCUGGGGCUCUUCCUGGCCCAGGUGAGAGGCUGGCAGGCCACCACAGCCGGCCUGGACCUGUCUCUGAAGGACCUCACCCAGGAGUACUACAGCGUCAAGGCUGCGAUGCACCAGAUCAACUUCACCGUGGGGCAGACUUCCGAGUGGAUCCACGGGAUCCGGCGGAAGACAGAUGAGGAGACCCUAACCCUCCAGAAGAUGAUCGCCGACUGGCAGAACUACACGCGGCUCUUCAGCAGCCUGCGUGCCACCUCGGCCAAGACGGGAGAAGCGGUCAAGAGCCUCCAGGCCACCCUGGGGGCCUCCUCCCAGAGCAUCAGCCAGAAUUCUGAGAGUAUGCACGACCUGGUGCUGCAGGUCAUGGGCUUGCAGCUGCAGCUGGAUAACAUCUCGUCCUUCCUGGAUGAACACGAGGAGAACAUGCACGACCUGCAGUACCACACCCACUACGCCCAGAACCGCACGGUGGAGAGGUUCGAGACGCUGGAAGGACGCAUGGCUUCCCAUGAGAUCGAGAUCGGCACCAUCUUCACCAACAUCAACGCCACUGACAGCCACGUGUACAGCAUGCUCAAGUACCUGGAUGACGUGCGGCUCUCCUGCACGCUGGGCUUUCACACCCAGGCUGAGGAGCUCUACUACCUGAACAAGACUGUCUCCCUUAUGCUGGCCACCACCGACCUGCUCCGGGAGCGCUUCGGCCUGCUCAGCGCCCGCCUGGACUUCAACAUCCGCAACCUGUCCAUGGUCGUGGAGGAGAUGAAGGCCGUGGACACGCAACACGGGGACAUCCUGCGCAACGUUACCAUCCUACGAGCCAGCUGCUUCAAGACGGUGGGGGACAUGGUAACGCCAGUGAAUCUUAUGAUCAUGGGCCCACUGCUGCACUUCAUUUGCUGUGAAAUGAGUUCCUUGAUCAGAAGCAAUGCUGUGUGGAAUACCAUGUAUAAUGCAUUCUGUGCCCCAGGCCCUCCAGGACCGAGAGGACUCAAGGGAGAUGUGGGCGUGAAAGGGCCUGUUGGCAGCAGAGGACCAAAAGGAGACCCCGGCAGCUUGGGCCCCCCAGGACCUCAGGGUCCUCAAGGGCAGCCAGGGGACACCGGGCCUGUAGGAGAAAGGGGGCCGGUUGGCCAGCGAGGUUUCCCAGGCCUCAAAGGCUCGAAGGGCAGCUUUGGAACUGGAGGCCCAAGAGGACAGCCAGGCCCCAAAGGGGAUGUGGGGCCCCCAGGGCCAGAGGGGCCCCCAGGGUCUCCAGGGCCAGAGGGGCCUCAGGGAAAACCAGGGAUCGCUGGGAAGAUAGGGUCACCAGGCCAGCGGGGGCCCACGGGGCCAAAGGGCGAACCAGGAAUCCAGGGUCCCCCUGGCCUCCCUGGGCCCCCAGGCCCACCGGGAAGCCAGAGCCACUAUUGAGGAGCGGCCCAGUCCUGGACACUGCCACGCAGAAGGUGGGGAAGGGUGCUCGGGUGAAGAGAGUCCCCCGAAAAGCCGCACCUGCACACAUUGUGGUCCUUUGGUCCCAAAGAGCGUUCCCCCCAGGCCUGCCCCUGCACCUCCGGGCUUCCCAGUAGUGACUAUACCAUAGAAGGCAGCCCCGUAUACACACAUGCACACGCACACGCACAUUUCCCUGCUGGCCAGGGGGCUGACUGGGUUUCCUUGGCUGGGCGGGAGGAGAGGGCAGGAGAAGCCCCCUCUCCUGUGGCUGAGCCUGCCAGGGAAGUGGCUACCUCGGGGCAGCGGUCUUAAUUCUGGCUCUGAAUUGGUGACCAGCGCUAGUCUUUCUAGCAUCUUCACACCCAUCCUAGCUGGCGGGCAGUUCCCUGAGGCUCCCAGGGGUUGAAAACACCCAGGAGAAGCUUUGCAGGGGAUUAUGGUUCAAACUCGAGGGACGAGGUGGACUUGGCAACCACAAGACCUUCCCUGUAACCAUGGAAGCAGAGUCCCGGGAACUCACACGGGACACAGCAACUCCACCUGGGCCCUGAGCACUGUGCCCCCAGGAGUUCAGCAUUUUUUUCCACAUCUCCAGAAAAUUCCUCGCUUCAUCCUUGCGUCCGCCUCUCAGGAGCAUCCCAGAAGGAAUCCAAGCAGGAGCUUCAUCUGCACCGGGACACUCUCCAGGCCCUGGAACGUUCUACCAAAGUAGAAGGCCCCGUUCCGAUCCGGGGGGUGACUGCUUUGUGGCAACUGGGGGGGGGCUGACCGCUGGGCCGCUCUCCCUUCCCCCGGCCUGCUCUCCUCCUGACCUCACCCCACCGUGACCCAGAAUGGCCCCAGGCCUCUCUGCAUGGGCAGCUUGACCAGAUGAGGGGAAGGGGCCCCGGCUCCCUUUGACGUCACCCCUCACCCACCUUCAGCCUCCUGCACAGCCAGCAGCAAGGAGGACUGGGACACCCCCAGAAGGGCAAACUCGCAGGGAAGCUGCUCCUCCUUUGUGUUCUAACAGAUAACGACCACCCCUGGGAUGGGGGCUUACAGCGGUCCCCUCCCCAGCCUGACCCAGAGACCGGCCCCUCCCCCUCCCAGAAGCCUUCCCCCCUUCUUGUAACAGGUGUGCAACUGGCUUGCACUCCUGCCCUCACUGCCGUGUAGUUCUCCUGUCUACAUAUGAUAUCAUGCCACGUAGUACCACCGACUCAGUAAAGAGCUAUUUCCAGGA
Molecule: messenger RNA, 3883 nt
Organism: Mesoplodon densirostris (Blainville's beaked whale)
Lineage: Eukaryota; Metazoa; Chordata; Mammalia; Artiodactyla; Ziphiidae
Gene: SCARA3
Product: scavenger receptor class A member 3
Exons: 7
Coding region: 670-2634 (654 amino acids)
Source: RefSeq, a predicted model, not a curated record